AUGUGGCGGGCGAGGCGGUGGCCGCGGCCCCGAUGGUUCUCGUCCGACACGGCGGCAGUGGGCGCCGAUUCGGGCAAUCCGGCGCGGCGUCGGGUGGCGGCGCUUUGGGGGAACGGGGACCACGGCCGGCUGGGGCUGGGGGCGCUGGAGUCGCGGUGGAGCCCCACGGCGUGCCCCUUCUUCCUCACGCGCCCCGCCGACCCGCCUACCUCGCUCGCCUGCGGCGGCGCCCACACCCUCUUCCUCACCGAGGGUGGGCGCGUGUUUGCUACGGGGCUGAACGACUUUGGGCAGCUCGGGAUAGGCUCCUCGAUGCCUCAUACUCUGGACCCUGUUGAAGUCUCUGGAUUUCAGGAGGAAAUUGUACAAAUUUCAGCUGGCAACCAUCAUUCUUGUGCAGUAACAGCGUAUGGUGAGCUCUUCGUUUGGGGCAAAAAUUCGAGUGGCCAGCUUGGCCUUGGCAAAAGUGCAGGAAAAGUAGUCUCUACCCCAAGAAAGGUUGACUACUUGGCUGAUGUUAGAGUGAAAAUGACUGCUUUGGGAUCAGAGCACUCAAUUGUUGUUACAGAGGAUGGUGAAGCCUUGAGUUGGGGAGCUGCUGGUGCUGGUAGACUUGGACAUGGCCAUAAAUCUAGCUUCCUGGGAUUCACUAUGACCUCAAAUGAAUAUACUCCAAGGUUGAUAAAAAACCUUGAUGGUAUCAAGAUUAAAAGGAUAGCUGCGGGAAUGCUGCACUCAGCUUGCAUUGAUGAAAAAGGUACUGUGUUCAUGUUUGGGCAGAAGACUGAGAAGGUACUUGGAAGAUCAAAUGAUGCACCUAGACCAAGUGUUGUUGAAGAGAUACAAUUUUCAGAAGAAGUUGCUUGUGGAGGUUAUCAUACUUGCGCUGUAACAGAUCGUGGAGAUUUGUAUUCUUGGGGUUCAAAUGAAAAUGGCUGCCUUGGUCUUGGAGGUACAGGCAUGGUUCGCUUCCCAGAAGUUGUAAGAAGUUCAUUAUUUAAGCUUCCUGUAUCUAAGGUAUCCUGUGGUUGGAAGCACACAGCUGUAAUUUCAGGUGAAGAUAUCUACACGUGGGGCUGGGGAGGUGCGAACGGUACCUUCUUCGAAGAGGGCCAUUCUUCUGGCGGGCAAUUAGGGCAUGGAAACGACGUCGACUAUUGCGAGCCGAUGAUGGUAGAACUUGGCAAGAAUGCAAGAGCUGUUCAUGUAUCAUGUGGCUUCAAUCAUACAGGCGCGAUACUCGAGUACGCGGAAAACUGA
Triticum turgidum subsp. durum (durum wheat) is the source of this 1260-nucleotide messenger RNA. Lineage: Eukaryota; Viridiplantae; Streptophyta; Magnoliopsida; Poales; Poaceae. The record is from the annotation of a GenBank genome assembly.